CAACCUUAUCUCAUCCUAAAACAAACCAUGUCUGCUUCUAACCAAAACGUUUACUUGAAAGCUACUCGCUAUGGUAAGGACCUUGUCCGUCUCUUGCGUGUCUAUCGUGAAGGUCAAGUUCAACGCUGUACUGAAUUGACUGUCCGUUUGUUGUUGGAUGGUGAUAUUGCUACUUCUUACACCAAGGCUGAUAAUUCCGUUGUUGUUACUACUGAUACCUGCAAGAACACUGUCAACAUGUUGGCCAAAAAGUCCCAAAAUGUCGAUAAUAUUGAAUUAUUUGCUCAAGAAAUUACUGAACAUGUUUUGAAGCAAUAUGCUCACAUCACCCAUGCUUAUGUUGAUAUUAUCAAGCACAAAUGGUCUCGUUUGUCUGUUGAUGGUAAGCCUCAUCCUCAUUCUUUUGUUCGUGAUGGUGAAGAUGUGCAAACUUGCUCUGUGGUCCGUGAACGUGCUGGUAACAAGGUCGCUAUCAAGUCUGGUUUGAAGAAUUUGUUGGUGCUCAAGACCACUGGUUCUGCUUUCCAUGGCUUUUAUCGCGAUCAAUACACCACCUUGGCUGAAACUUGGGAUCGUAUUUUCUCUACUGCUGUUGACUGUGAAUGGGUGUUUACCUCCAACGAUGAUAAGGUCUUGCGUCAUAUCAACUUCCCUGCUAUCCAUGAUAGUAUCAAGAAGAUUACUACCGAUACUUUUGCCACCGAUGAUUCUGCUUCCGUUCAAGCUACUAUGUACUUGAUGCAAACUCAAGCUUUGGCUAAGCACCCCGAAAUUGCAGAAAUCAGCUAUGCCUUGCCCAACAAACAUUACGUCGGUAUGGACUUGUCCAAGCUCGGUUUGGAUAACACUGGCAAGAACAUGGAUAUCUACUAUCCUCAACCUGAUCCCUCUGGUCUCAUUACUGCCACUGUUGCUCGCAAACCUGCUUCCAAGCUCUAAAGGUUUUCUACUGAUAUUUUUUUUUAUUUUAGUUUUUCUUCCUCAUAUUUUUUAGUUUUAUUCUUUUUUUUUUUUUAUAUCCAUCAUCCUCCUCUUUUCCCUCCAAGAUUUUUUUUUUGUACAUCGUAAUCCUUGAUGGGCUAUGGUGAUACUUUUUAGGUUUUUUUUUUUUUGUACAAAAACAUUCAUAUAUACUUUUCUUUUAUUUU
Messenger RNA from Halteromyces radiatus, 1148 nucleotides. RefSeq names its product urate oxidase. NCBI's taxonomy places the organism in Eukaryota, Fungi, Mucoromycota, Mucoromycetes, Mucorales, Cunninghamellaceae. The record is from RefSeq and is a predicted model, not a curated record. The coding region runs from base 28 to 939 and encodes 303 amino acids. Gene Ontology annotation, biological process: purine nucleobase catabolic process; urate catabolic process. Gene Ontology annotation, cellular component: peroxisome. Gene Ontology annotation, molecular function: urate oxidase activity. The transcript is spliced from 4 exons.